Molecule: messenger RNA, 6161 nt
Organism: Rattus norvegicus (Norway rat)
Lineage: Eukaryota; Metazoa; Chordata; Mammalia; Rodentia; Muridae
Source: RefSeq, a predicted model, not a curated record
CCCUCCCAAACCUCCCCCCGAUAGUUAACUCUUAUUGGUCAACUUGACUAGCUUUCGAAUCACCUGGGAGACUCACCUCUUGGUAUGUCUGGGAGAUUUAGCUGAAGAGGGAUGAUUCAUCUUAAAAGUGGGCGCCACCAUCCCCUAGGCUAGGAUCCUCAACUGAAUAAACAGAAAGGGAGCUGAAGGCACCAGCAUUCAUCUCUCUUUCUCUGUGAGGAUACAGGGCGACCAGCUACCUCUUACUAUGGCUCUUGUAUUUCCUACCAUGAUAGAAAGUAUCCUCAAAAAGUGAGCCACAAUAAAUCCUCCUUCCUUAUGUUGCCUUUGUCGGGUGUUUGGUCACAGUGCUGACAAAAGUGAACUAACACACUCACACAACAUCAGUGAGCCUAUCUUUACCCAUCCGGAGAGUAGCCACUAUCGCUACAAAUACAAUAAAUACAAUAAAAGUUCUGCCAAGUGAAAUUUAGAGACUAUCUUGAAAAGGUAGCUUUAGGCAGAGGAUUGUGGGAUAAUGUCAUUGGUGGUAUAAUGUGACAGUUAACAACCGCCAAGGAAUAAAAGUCUUAGUUCCUUUGCAGCUCAGUUUUGUUCCCUGUACAAUCUAGAUAAUGGGGAAAUGUGUUCAAGUUAUGAAGAUAAAUUUGUGCUGGGCAGAUGGCUCAGUUGAUAAAGUGCCUACUAUGAGGACCUGAUUUUGGUGCCUAGAACCCAGGUGAAAAUGCCAGGUAUGACAGACAGUAGAUGCUUGCAAACCUAACUGGGGAAGUGGACACAGGAGAAUCCCUGGGACAACCUACUUGGUCAGCCUAACCUAACGGGUGAGCUCCAAGCCAAUGAGAGACCCUGCCUCAAAAAAGCAAGGUGAUGGCUCCUGGGGAAUAACACCUGAGUUUGACCUCUGACCUCCACACGCAUGUAUUUGCACACAUAUACCUACCUAAACAGUUACUUACCCACAUGUAUGUGCAAACAUUUGCUAAAUAAAUAUAUAAGAUACACUUAGUGAUAAGUGAAUAUAUUUCAUUGUAAAGGUAGUUACAGUUAUAACUGGUCAUAUCUAGAUCUUUAAGAUACUUUCUAUGGAUAGGGGUGUGAGUGUGUAUGUUAUGAGUGUUCACAGAGCCCAGACGAGGUCUGACCAUCAGAUCCUCUGGAGCUAGAGUUACAGGUGGUUGUGAGCCACCUGAUAUGGAUGCUGGGAGUCAAACUCAGGUUUGUUUGAUUGCUUGUUUUUCCUCAUUGUUGUUUUGUUGUUGUUUUGUUUUUACAAGAUCCCAAAGUGCUCUUAACCACUGAGCCAUUUCUCAGCCUCCAGAUCUACAUCUGUUGGAAGUAGACCUAAAGGAACAGGGCAUGAUUUUUCCAAAUGCUACGGUUUUCGAAACAUUAUCUGUCCGUUCUUUGACGUUCUCCUGAUCAAACAGUAGCAUUUAAUCCUCCUCUGGUGGCUUAUGUUCUGGCUUUAGAGUCUUACUUCUAGUGAAAAAGAAUUCAGUGGAAAGAAGGCCUCAGGACUCCUAAGGCUGUGGUCAUGAAGGGUAACAGAGCUUCUGCACUCUUUGGGAACACGAAGUUUGAAACCCAGAGCCACCAUAUAAAACAAAACAAAACAAAACAAACCGGGGCUGCCUGGAAUCCAUGUUGCAUAGUCCACCUGGAAAGAGAUAGGUUCCUCAAGGAACCCCUUCUGUAAGUGUUUGCCCACUACACUCACCAGACACAUAGGUUAGCCAGUUUAGACACCAGAUGUCCCCAUUCCCAAGUCUUGACCCAAUGGCAAAUUCAUGAGCAAAAUAAAUGUGGCUCUUGCUUUAAGCCACUAACUUUUUAUAUAGCAAUAAAUCACGCGUGCAGGAAGGCAGUAUUCUUGUGCUUCAUUAGGAGAAUUUUUUUUCUAAACACAAGAAGUAGAAGACUGCGAUGAUGAAGGUGCUGAUAGCCACGCUAAUAGUAAUAAACGUAACAACAGAGAACACUUAUUGAGCACUUGUUUAAUGUAGCAGUCACUGUGCUAAAGGCUUUAUAUGGACAUAAAAACGGCCAAUGAGGUUUUUCUUGGCAAGUCUUGGCCUCACCUGCCAUCACUGUACUGUGAGCAACAGCCUUUUUUGUACAGGGGAGUUAGGUCAGCCAAGAGCUUUAGACAUCUUGCAGCCAAGUCUCUGGCAGUUGGCCUGGACCACUGCGGAGCACUACUGGGUACAGACCAGAGGAUAGGACGGUCUCUCAAUGGCUUCACCCCAAAUGGCCAUCGCUCUGGUUGAAUGUGAAGUGUCUCCCUCAGACUCAGGCUUAUCUAAAUCCCUCGGGCUCAUCGAAGGGUAUGGUGGGCGGGGCAAAGGAGGCCUUCCUGCCACCCUUUCCCCCUCUGAAGAAGAAAAAGCCAAAGGACCUCAUGAGAAGUAUGGCUACAAUUCCUACCUCAGUGAAAAGAUCUCCUUGGACCGGUCUAUUCCAGAUUAUCGCCCUACCAAGUGUAAGGAGCUCAAAUACUCCAAGGAGUUACCCCAGAUAUCCAUCAUCUUCAUCUUCGUGAAUGAGGCCCUGUCAGUGAUACUGCGGUCAGUCCACAGCGCCGUCAAUCACACGCCCACACACCUGCUGAAGGAGAUUAUCCUGGUGGAUGACAACAGCGAUGAAGAGGAGCUGAAGGCCCCCCUGGAGGAAUAUGUCCACAAACGCUAUCCUGGGCUGGUGAAGGUGGUACGCAAUCAAAAGAGAGAGGGCCUGAUCCGAGCACGCAUCGAGGGCUGGAAGGUGGCCACUGGCCAGGUCACUGGCUUUUUCGACGCUCACGUGGAAUUCACUGCUGGCUGGGCUGAGCCCGUUCUGUCCCGCAUCCAGGAAAACCGGAAGCGGGUCAUCCUCCCCUCCAUCGACAACAUCAAGCAGGACAACUUCGAAGUACAGCGCUAUGAGAACUCCGCCCACGGGUACAGCUGGGAGCUGUGGUGCAUGUACAUCAGCCCCCCGAAAGACUGGUGGGACGCCGGAGAUCCCUCUCUCCCCAUCAGGACACCAGCCAUGAUUGGCUGCUCGUUUGUGGUCAACAGGAAAUUCUUUGGUGAAAUUGGUCUGCUGGACCCUGGGAUGGAUGUGUAUGGAGGAGAGAAUAUUGAACUUGGAAUCAAGGUAUGGCUCUGUGGCGGCAGCAUGGAGGUCCUUCCGUGUUCAAGGGUGGCCCACAUUGAGCGGAAGAAGAAACCGUAUAACAGCAACAUCGGCUUCUAUACCAAGAGGAACGCACUCCGAGUAGCCGAGGUCUGGAUGGAUGACUACAAGUCACAUGUGUACAUAGCGUGGAAUCUGCCUCUGGAGAAUCCAGGCAUCGAUAUCGGCGACGUCUCAGAAAGAAAGGCAUUAAGGAAAAGUUUGAAGUGUAAGAACUUCCAGUGGUACUUGGACCAUGUUUACCCGGAAAUGAGAAGAUACAACAACACCAUCGCAUACGGGGAGCUUCGUAAUAACAAGGCCAAGGAUGUCUGCCUGGACCAGGGGCCACUGGAAAACCACACAGCAAUACUCUACCCAUGCCACGGUUGGGGACCACAGCUCGCCCGCUACACCAAGGAAGGCUUCCUGCACUUGGGUGCUCUGGGGACCACCACUCUCCUCCCUGAUACCCGCUGCCUGGUAGACAACUCCAAGAGCCGGUUGCCGCAGCUCCUGGAUUGUGACAAGGUCAAGAGUAGCUUGUACAAGCGUUGGAACUUCAUCCAGAAUGGAGCCAUCAUGAAUAAGGGCACAGGGCGCUGCCUAGAAGUGGAGAACCGGGGCCUGGCCGGUAUCGACCUAAUCCUUCGGAGCUGUACAGGACAGAGAUGGACAAUCAAGAAUCCCAUUAAGUAGAUGAACAGAAGGAGGGCACAUGGAGCCCAGACCCACGGCGGGGCCUGGUCAUCCUCAGAACCAGCCACACGGUGGAGAGACAGCAGGCACCCAGAGGAUGCUCUGUGGACCUCUCAGGGCUCCUCCAGGGCAGCCCCGGACAAAGGUGUUAAGUCCCCCUCAGGCGUUCUGCCUGUAUACUUUGAAGAUUUCCCCCUCACUCUUAUCUGGGGACCAAGAGCUGCAACUUCUGGGUACUAAGGGGUGAGGCUGCUCAUAUCUCUCCACCGUAUCAUCUACCCCAGCAUCAGCAGCUGGGACUGGCAGGGUCCCUCUUCCUCUCCUCCUCCUCUUCUUCCUCUUCUUCUCUUCCUUUUCCUCCUCCCAUUCUCUUUCUCUUCUCUCUCUUUUCCUCCUUCCAUUCUCUCUCUUACCCUCUCUCCUUUCUUUUCCUCCCUCCUUCCCUUUUCUUCCUCCUCCUACCCCCUCUCUCUUCCCCCUCUUUUCCUCCCUCCCUCUUCCUCCUCCUCCCAUUCUCUCUCUCUUCUCCUCUUUCCUUCCCUCUUCCUCCUCCCCUUCUCUCCCCCCUCUCUUCCUCCCUCCUGCUCCUCCUCCUCUUCCUCCCCAUUCUCUCUCUCUCCCCCCUCCUCUCUUCUCUUCUCUUCCCCCGCCCCAUUCUUUGCUGCAGCUGCUUUGUGUAAUUCACCCUGGACCUCCAAGACAUGGGGGUCAAUGAUGGCUUUAGCCACAUCCUAGCUCCUCCCUCUUGGAGAAGCAAGCAGUGAGACCCCCAAGGCUUCAUUUCUCCUGAGGACACUUUGGCCCAGAGGCCUGUUUGCAUCCCAAGGCAGCAGCCACUCGAGACCUUCCCAGUAAGGUGGCUUUGGGACAACGGUUCUGGACUCCUCUGGAUUGUUCCUGAGGUUCCCUGUCCCAGUCACCUGGAGUCCUAAAUACGAACAACAUCAGCACUUGAGCCUGUGUCUGGAGAGAGCCGGAAGUCUGCUGAGCAUGCUGGAUGCUCUCAGCAUCUGGCUGGGACAGCUCCGCCUGCCAAGGGUGAGGUGCUCUCUGGUUUUGUGGAGCAGCAAGGGUCUUCCGUGCAGGACAUAAGGACUGAAGAUGGGCACAGGGCCCUCUGCGCCGCUUACUGCUCAGUUCAUUUCACCCCAUGCUUUGCUGACUGAUGGGGGACAGAAGCGGCCAUUUUCCUCUUUUAAGAGUGACUGCUUCUUUCCAAUUGCCCUCUGGUUAGGGUGCACUUAUAAAUCAGAGUUAAUAUAUGGAUGCGUCUGCAUGCACGGGGAAGCGAGAGAGUGCCUGCCUGAGUGAUGCGUGUGGCUGGGUGUGUGUUUGUGUGCUUGAGUGUGUGAGUGUGCUCAAGAACUAGUCUUGGGCUUGUAGCUUCAUUGCUCAGUGGAUAGGGACAGGGAUGCCUAGAAGAAUGGGGGUGGGCAUGUCCCUGGAUCACGGGCCCAGGGGACAUGGCUGGGUUUUAUGUGCUAGGGUACCCUUUCUCUAUCCCCUCCCCCAAUCCCUUACUGUCCUUGGCCAUCUUCUGCCCAGAGCCAAACCCUGUAGGUGCCCAGUGUGGGAUCCAGUAUCUCAUGUGGUGGUAUCUUUAUUGGUGAUCAUCUCCUCGCCCCACCCUACCCCCACCUUGUGAAAUAAAUAUGUCAGCAAUCCCACAAUGCAACCUUCGGCCUCAUCCGCUCUUUGGGUUUUGUAUUGUUUGCUUUUGUUGCUGUUACUUUGCAGUUGGGGUUUAAAUCGAACUCAAGUACUCUACCCCCAAAAUCCAUAUCCCCGACAAAUAAGCUUGACUCUUCCCAUACCCAAUGACAAUAGGAGAAUUUCUGAGACACAGUGAAGCAUUUUUGGGGUUUAAAGGCAGUUGAAGCUUGUUCUGUUUGGAGACAAAGCCUCAGUCUAAAAGACCAGGGAUAGAAAUGCCCUGACAAUAAAGCAGGUUAGGGGAGGAGAGGGUUUACCUGGCCCAUAAUUCCAGGUUACAAUCGAUCAUUUCAGGGAAGUUGAAGCAGGAAUCUGAAGCAUCUGGUUACGUUUAUGUCCACAGUCAAAGUCAGAGAGAAAUGAAUGCAUGUGUGUUUGCUUGUGUUCAACUCAGCUUCUCUGCUUUUAUAAAGUCCAGGGUUUCCUGCCUAGGGAAUGGUAUUGCCCACAGUGGGUUGUGUCUUCCCAAAUGGAUUAACUUCACUAAGACAUCUUAGACCUUCCCAGUAUAGACUAUUCCUAUUGAGACUCUCUUUCUGGGUGAUUCUAGAUUGAGUCAAGUUGACAAUUAAAGUUAAUCAUCAUUGCCACCA